AUGUUCACCGCCGUCGGCAGGGCCACUGCCCGCCGCAUCCAAGCACCAUCUGCCCACCCCGCGGCCGCCGCCCAAUUGCUCCUCCGCCAGGCCCCGGCAACCUCUGCGCUCCCCAUCCGGGCCUUCUCAGCCUCUGCUCCCGCCCACCUGCCCGCCGCGAGCGACAAGAAGUCCAAGGCUACGGCCAAGAAGCCCGCCGCCAAGAAGAAGCCUGCCGCGACGACCAAGAAGGCCGCGCCCGUAGCCAAGAAGACCAACGGGAGACCCAAGAAGGAGGUUGACCCCGAGGAGAAUAAGAAGGCUGAGAUCCGUCAGCUCAAGAAAUGGGCUCUCAGGGACACACCCGCCGCGCUGCCUCACACCAAAUGGGCCCAGUUCGUCGCUGACAACAAGGACGUGCUGAAGGGCUCUUCCGGCCUUGGUCCUCAUAUGGCUGGUCUUUCCAGCAAGUUUCACAGUCUCUCUGCUGCCGAGAUUAGCAACCUUGAGAACAUAGCUGCAGCCAACCGUGAGAAGAACGCCGCCAACCUCAAGGCUUGGAUCAGGACCCACGAGCCGGCGCGUAUUCACAUCGCGAACCAGGCCCGCCGCCGCCUCACCAAGCUUACAGACAAGAAUUACAGAGUCUUUGAGGACGACCGCCUGCCCAAGAGGCCCCUGAGCUCCUACACCAACUUCACUGUCGAGAACUGGCCGCGUCUAGGUGGCAGCGACGCCAUCGAUGGUUCCAAGAAUAUCAGCGAGGCCUGGAAGGCCCUGAGCCCUUCCGAGAAAGCUGUCUACGAGGAGAAGACCGCCCAAGCCUCGGCCAAGUACGAAGCUGAGAUGGAGGUCAUCCAGGCGCGCGCCGAUGCCAUCAAGGCCGAGGCGGAUCCCAAGAGCAAGAAAUAG
Messenger RNA from Fusarium keratoplasticum, 891 nucleotides. RefSeq names its product HMG box domain-containing protein. Lineage: Eukaryota; Fungi; Ascomycota; Sordariomycetes; Hypocreales; Nectriaceae. The transcript has 2 exons. Bases 1 to 891 code for a protein of 296 amino acids. The record is from RefSeq and is a predicted model, not a curated record.